This is a messenger RNA of Oikopleura dioica, 1992 nucleotides long. The record is from the annotation of a GenBank genome assembly. NCBI's taxonomy places the organism in Eukaryota, Metazoa, Chordata, Appendicularia, Copelata, Oikopleuridae.
AUGAGUGACUCCGAAGAUCAGCAACAGUCGUCGGCAAGUUUCGAUCAGCCAAGCGAUCCGGCCGACGCGGCCGAAACUCCUAAAAAGGUAGAAAAUGGGACGAGCGUCAUUGUCGAACAGCCGCGUUUGCAAACGCAGACGAGCGUUUUGGACGAAGGGGAUGACAUAGACGUAGAGUGCUCUUCAGUCGCCAAUGCUGCUGAUGCACUGAAGGCGCAGCAAGAAGUCCUUAGAGAUGAAGAUGCCAAAAAAAACCGCCCUGAACGCCCAAAAUCCGUCGAAUCUAUGAAUUCAAUCUCUUCCACAAAUUCAAUACCUCCCCUUCCGCCACUUCCCAAUUCAACAUCUACAAGAAUACCUCAGAAAUCUCCAGUCAACAAUUUUACUCCUGAAGGAAAAACUAACUUUUCCGCCUCUUUCCUCUCCAAGCCAGAGCAUCCGAAGAAGCCCUUGCUUAAACGAACCCUUUGUAAAUCGUACUCGGACGGAAUCUUCCACAACGCAGCCACUUCCGUUCAGCAACAGGACAAGGACUCUCAACUGAUUGGCGUCACGAACGAGCAUCCCAUCGGCCCACUUUGCGUCAUUAGAAGAAAUGUGCAGUUUGAUAGCGAUGAUGCAUUUAUCAAAUCCUUCCGACUCUAUUGGUACGUUGACGCAGAGAAAGGCUGCCUGGAAAGUCCAAUCUUGAGCAAUCGCCGUCUCCAUGGACAAAGUAUUGAGACUCCGUACUUUGUUAUUACGAAAAAUCAGCGGCGACAUCAAGCUUAUAGCUGCACUUUCUGUAAAGGAAAGACGACUUUUACGACGAUCCUCCAGGCCAUUCGCCACCUGAAAGCAAACCACCGUCAUAAUGUCAAGAUUUUAGUCCAGGAUCCGAAAGGAGUAUUCCAAAACUCUCCACCUACUGCUCCUUCGAUUCCGCCAAUGGUCGCUCCCGUCCAGAUGCCUUGGUCCCUCGCUCAACGAACAUUCCCUUUGAUGCCCUCAGUUCCGAGUAUGCUGCCAGUUUCAGUGGCCCAAACCAUUCCCAGCUCUCUCCCUCAGUACAUACCCCAGCUUUCAAAUGCUGUUCGCCGCUCGGCAACGAUAGAUAUUCCCUCACCUGAAGCCUUAGAAAACACCAAAUUGCUGACAAACGAAAAUAUAAUCUACUUGAAAGGAAUACUUUCCUCGAAAUUGAACAAGAAGGUUGUCGCGAUUGAAAGAAGAGGCGGAUGCUCCGUCAGCGUCAGCUUCGAAGACGGGAAAAGUCGAAUAGUGCGACUUGCCAACGAAAGCUCCUCGACAACAAGUCCGUCGCCCUCUGCCCUCGAGAAGCAGAAAGUUCUUCGUACAGUUUCUGCGACAACUACAGCUCCCCCGCGCUCCGGCCUCUACGGAGCCCUUGAUCCUGGUUCGGCCCUCAAAAUCCCCCCAGCUUCAAAGAGCAAGUAUGCUGCGAAAACGUUUUAUAUUAACAAGAAGAAUGAAAUUGACACAGCGAACACGAAUCUUUACAAAAGCUGGGGCUCCUCUGUUCUUUCAAAAUCUCCAAGUGAGAUGUCUCCAGAAGAGAGCCAGUCAACGGAAUACACUUCAAAUGAACAGGUUUCAAGUUUGGAUCCAAGUGAAAGCCCUAAGACGGCGGAAAAUGACUCUCGAAGAGAGCCGCAGCAAGCACUCCACGGAAACUCGAUUCUGACAGAAGAAGAAGAUUCUCCAACCUUCAAAGUGUGCGACAACAAAGGAAAAAUUAGCGAGCAACAAACCUUCAAAAUGCGGCUUGAGAAGCCAAAAGCGAACUCGUCGAACGGUAUGUCUUUCGAAAAUGGUGCAUACAAAAUGGACAACCUGGGACAGUACUUCAAUACAUUCAUCAAAGUCCAAGUUUUGGCUCUAAAUCAUCAAUGCAAGAUAUGCAGCCACGCGACGGAAACCGAGCUAGAAAUGGCUGAUCAUAUUCAGGAGCACUCGCUGAAAGAGCUCAAUUCAUUCGCGAAGACACUUUGA